AUGUCUGGUACUUUUCAUGACCACGCGAUCAUUACUGAGAUUGAGGAUCGGUUUGACCAGCUAGAGGCCACGGUUGGCAGCGUCGACGAGAGAGUGGAAAGCUUGGAGGAGAUUGUAAAGGCCCUCCGGGCAGCCCUGAAGGGGCAACUCGACGCAUCCUUGCCAAGCAAGGUUGUGAAGAUAGACGUGGACGACAGCAACCGAAACCUGGGGCCCAAGUGGACCGAGAAUACAGGAGCAUCACCUGUUCAGCCGCCCGGAGAUGGUGACAACGCCUCUGACGGCGGGGGAGAGGUUCUCGUUGGCGAAGGUGCAGAGGGCAACGCGCCGGAAGCCGAGGGCAACAUUCGGGCAAGCGUGCGGGGCCAUCAAGGCAGGAAGUCGAUUUCCGCACCGAAGGUUGUGCGAAUCACCGAGGACAUCCUUGAUACUCAGACCAAGGAGUACUACACCUUUGGCGAGUCGACUUGGGAUCUCUUCAUGUUUAUUGGCACUGGAGCGCUGGGGCCUUUGGGUUCUUUUCAGACCUUCGUCCUGGCCAUUGUCAACGUCAUCAUGCAAGGCAUCUUCGUGGGGAUUGCAAUGUUCAACUUCACCAAACCAGAUAUCACGGAUGACACUAUCCACGAAACCAUUCAGUGGCGACGAUCCUCAGGACAUUCUUUGACAGAAUAUGACGAUGUCUCAAAGUCCUCUUUGGUGGCAAGGGUUUGCGCACUGGACAAGUCCCUUCCGACAUCCGGCAUCCAGAUGAAUAUGUACGAGAAUAUUGGGAAGUACAUCAAGCCCGACGCGGAGGGACUUGAAUCGUUCUUCACGGGUCAGGUCCUCUGCUUGGUCGCUCUCAUCUGCUGGUACUUGAUGGUCGCAAAAGAGGUGAGCCAUGCGCUUGCUCUGCACCGUGGCAUUGCUUCUGUUGAGAGGGGCCAAACGACCCUCACCACGCGGGAGAAUCCUUUCACGCAGGUGACGCACUACAAGCUGACGGCGGUUUCGCGACGGCGGAAGGUGAUCAGCGCGAUCUUGCUGCUUUACAGACUGCUUGCCGCCGGCCUGCUGAUCUACGUUGGAACCUUUUUCCUCGUUUACACCGUCAACGUCACCGAGCUGAUCUUGAAUGCUGUCGCGCUGGGGAUUAUCUUGGACAUCGAUGACUUAUUGUUUGACGCGCUCGCCACAACGCCUGGACGACAUUUGGUACACCAGCUCGAUGCUCUUCCAAUGCCUUCCUUUCCGAGAUGGCGAGGGGCUGAUGCGAAGUCGAUGACGAUGAGCUUUCUGAUCCCGGGAGGUACCAUCCUGAUUUACUUCACAAUGCUGGCACCCAUUGUCCAGACCCUCACAGAUGUGUCCACUGCCAUGUGCGGCGGAGCCCGGGAAUUUGUCUGGACACUGGACAAGCGUCGCAUUGUAUUGAUGGCGCCAACGGCAGGGGGCGGCUGGGAUAACCUUCCCGAGUCCAUCCAGUACCUGGCUGUGGACGAAGCCGAGGGACUACCACAUGAGGAUGCCAUUCCAAUAUUGAGCAACGCUACGAAGUACGGCGUCUGGGUGACGGAUGUGAGCAGACUCUCAGAGUCUUUGGUUCUAACUGUGGACCAGACAGUGGAUGCAUACAACCCGAACUGUGAAGACUUGGGCGACAAGGAGCCGAUUCUCAGUUACUUGCGGCAGAGCCUUGGAAAUCAAAGCAUCAUGAGCUGCCAAGAUGCGAAGCCUUACUGCAAUUCCAUCACCAAGAUGCCUGAGUGGUCCAUCGACGGUGGCAUGGGAUUCACGACCCGUAUGUUCUGUUCAGAGACAUGUGGCUGCCGAAAUCCAGGGGGCGACGUGAUAUCCAUUGAGGGCUGUCCCUACGGGCAAACGCGCCCAUGCUGGAGCACGAGCACUUUCAAGGACACCUUGGAGGAGGCUCUUUGCGUGGAGAAGACGCCAGAGCAGCUUCGAAACUUUACGCCCUGGAUCAGUUGGGUGAACACGAUUCAGGAGUUUAGCCAGCAAGAUGCAGACCUGGCCGGCAAAUCUGAGGCUGGUUUGCUAGCGCAGGCAAUGUGGGAUCACGGGUGUGAUUUCGGUGCAAAUCUAUCAGCGCAGACUCUUGGCAGGGGAGAGGUUCAUCCAAUUGCUAUCUUUUUUUCCGUUCAGUUGUGGCUAACUUCCGCCUCUCAGACCAAGACCAGGAUGUACAUAGGGCUGUCGAUGCUGGAGUGGAAUCGGGGGUGCGUGCAAGGAACGUGA
This is a messenger RNA of Symbiodinium pilosum, 2238 nucleotides long. The record is from the annotation of a GenBank genome assembly. NCBI's taxonomy places the organism in Eukaryota, Dinophyceae, Suessiales, Symbiodiniaceae.